AUGCCGCAAACCUCGGGUCUGCCCCAGGCUCAGCGACUACCACGGGCUCGAUCAGGACGUGAUCCUCGAUGCCAUUGGACAUUACAGGUGCCAGAUCGUGACAUCCCGUCCUUUUCCAUCGACUACCCGUUAGCGCACUCCGGUGCAAUGGUAGAAGAGCAGGAUAGGAGGGGGCCAAUGUCUGCAGAUGCAAUUGCUGCUGCUAUCCAGGAUUUCAAGGAGCAUGGAGGGCACUACAACGAGAGCUCCGAUGAAGAGUCGGAGGAUGCUGACGAGUAA
Gloeophyllum trabeum ATCC 11539 is the source of this 279-nucleotide messenger RNA. RefSeq lists its product as uncharacterized. Lineage: Eukaryota; Fungi; Basidiomycota; Agaricomycetes; Gloeophyllales; Gloeophyllaceae. The transcript has 2 exons. The coding region runs from base 1 to 279 and encodes 92 amino acids. The record is from RefSeq and is a predicted model, not a curated record.